CAUAUUAAUGAUGAUUAGUUCAUUGAAAACACUGACUCCAAGAAAAGAGUGAUGUCUUCAAAACAAGAGAUUAAGACUCCAUUAGCACCACAACCGGUGGGCACAUACUCCCAGGCCAUCAAAGCCGGCAAUAUUGUGUACCUCUCGGGACAGGUAGCCAUGGAUGUGAAGGCGGAUAAGUUAGUGUUGGAACCGUUUGAAGCACAGGCAGACCAGGUGUUCAAGAAUCUGAAGACAGUUUGCGAGGCAUCGGGCGCUACACUGAACCAAAUCGUGAAACUAACCAUUUUUAUCACAGACUACAAGAACUUCCCGACAGUUAACCAAACGAUGGAGAAGUACUUCUCUCGUCCCUAUCCGGCCCGCAGUACUAUAGGUGUGGCCAGUCUUCCACUGGGGGUCGACAUCGAAGUCGAAGGUAUUCUUCAUUUGCCCGAAAAGACUAACUCUAAGUUAUGAUCAGAUAUUUGUGUAAUAAUUGUUAUAUGAAAUUAAAUAUUGUUUUCUUUCAUACAAUUUUCAUGUGA
Messenger RNA from Oppiella nova, 527 nucleotides. Lineage: Eukaryota; Metazoa; Arthropoda; Arachnida; Sarcoptiformes; Oppiidae. The record is from the annotation of a GenBank genome assembly.